GAUCCGAUUGAUGUUCUUCCUUUCCUUUUAACAUUUAAAGUACAUUAUUAUUGCGUUACUAGUCAGAUUAUCUGUUAUUAUCAAUAAUUUAUGUUUAACCGCGGUUUCAUGGUCGACGACCCCAUGUAUUAAUAUUUGUUUUAUUUCAUUGUAGUAUUUUUUGGAGUAUUGUACUAUCACAUUCCAUAAUCAUAUUAUUGUAGGAAACUCCUUUAAAAAAAAUGCAUGGCAGAGUGAAGGUCCGUACCUCAGAGGAGGAAAAAGCUAGGAAAGAAAAGGAACGCCAAGAGAAGUUAAAAGUGUUUAAACAUGCAAUGCAAAAGAUUCAGUUCAAGAGAAAACAAAAUGAGCUGGAUAAAGAACUACUUGACCUCACAGGAAAGGUCCUGACCUCAAAUCCCGAUGUUUACACGCUAUGGAAUAUACGGAGAGAGAUUAUUAUACAAUUUAGGCAAAAUGGAGAGUGUGAAGAUUUAUCCAAACAAUAUGAUGAUGAACUGCAACUAACAGAGUAUUGCUUGAAAAUAAAUCCCAAAUCAUACUGUGCAUGGCACCAAAGAGAAUGGGUGCUCACCACAAGAUCUGACCCAGAUUGGCAAAGGGAGUUAGAUGUUUGUAAUAAAUACCUAAAGUUUGAUGAAAGAAAUUUUCACACUUGGGACUAUAGAAGAUUCGUAGUGUCUCAAUGCAAGCCGUCACUAAAAGAAGAAUUUGAUUUUACAACUGAGAAAAUACAUGACAAUUUUUCAAACUAUUCCGCCUGGCACUACAGGAGUAAGAUGUUAGUUGAAUUGUAUCCUGAUUUGGAAGGUGGGCGACCCAUUGAAGAUGGCCACCACAAGCAUGAAUUGAAACUAGUUCAAAGUGCAGCAUUUACUGAUCCUGAUGAUACUAGUGCUUGGUUCUAUCAGAGGUGGUUAUUAGGUGCAGUAAAAACAACAAUAAGUCCGGUUGUCUGCGCUGUGAAACCAUCGAAAACUACCGUAGCAUUCAGCAAUCACGUGCCCUUAGAUAUAGUGAGAUCUACGACCAACUUGUACAUCGACGACACUCCUUUGGAAGGCGAUUGGGUGUCUUGUACCGGCAAUCAGUACGAUCUUUUAUGGAUAUUCAGGCAUAAUAGAGAAAUCACUGAUGAUUUGGAUAUCAGGGUAGAAUAUGAAGUGGACACUAACGAAAAACAAAUAAUAAAAUGCGUCAAAGCCGAUACAUGUGAAUACAUCGGCAAAAAUGAAAUCAGCUUUCAGAAGCAGUAUUCUAAACCUGUGAUAGAAGAGCUGAACAACCAACUCGUAGCAUGUCGACAACUGCUGGAGAUGGAGCCCGAUAAUAAAUGGACCCUUCUGACCACCACAGUCUUCCUAUAUUGUAUCAACGCUGAACUCUACCACGAUGAAGCUAUCAAAAAUCUACAAGAACUUAAGAAAAUAGACAAGCUACGAUCUGGUUAUUACGACGACUUGAUAACGAAAUGGAGCAUCGAAGCAAAUCUAUUGUUUGAUUACAAAUCAAAUGACAAUAAGUGUGAAGUGAAGUUCCAUAAUAAGAUAACGAGUUUGCCGUAUCUUCAGUAUUACAGUUAUUGCAAAAUUGUAGAUUUAUCUAGUCAGAGUCUGUCAUCUAAUAUUCUGCCGUCGCUAGUAGUUCUUCAGCAUUGUAAGGUACUAAAUUUAGCUAACAACAAAUUGACAACACUAAAAGGUUUCCCGACCCUGGAUUUGAAGGAGCUCCAUUUAGAAGGCAAUCACGAUUUGGAUAAAAAUGAAGAGCUUCUUAGUUUAAUCAAGAAAAACUGCAACUGCGAGAUAUUUAUUUAACCACCUAAGGCCCAAGGUCCUACCUAUAGUACUUAUUCAGUUCGAUGAAAUUGAAAUCAUCUUCAAUUGGAAGAGUCGCAUUUGUGUUGUUUCGUUAAAUUUUCAAACAAAACAAAAAUCAACUCUAUUCCCUGCGCUAUAGGUUCAAAUUUUAGUGACAAAUUCUGGAUUUUUCAUUUAUAUCUCCGGGCCUUGGCAGGAUGUAUUAUUGGUGGAUAGAUUAGAGAUUGUUUACCUACAUAUAAAAUUUAACUUUAUGAAAAUAUUUUGUGCUUAAUGUAUUCCACGUGUCCAAUGUCAUUGCGUCUCACUAUCUCAAAUGUGAGACCAAAGACAUAUGUAACUUCGUAUAAGAUGAAUAGUCUCAGGAAAAAACGUGCCUCGGAAGUCAAGAAAAAGUCACUCUCGGAUAGAUGCCGCACACACCUUUAGCCUAUACUGGGCUAGAUGGCUUGAUGCCACCGUUUCAUAUUUAACAAUUUUAACACAUAUAUAUCAGUGAAUGAACAUGGAUCAAAAUGAAAUAAAAAUAAUAAAAUCAUUUACUCAUAUAUGUAUAUACAUUUUUUUGAUAAUUUUAUACGUUUUCAUUUUGAGUUUUAGUCGUGUGUUGAUAGAUGGCAGUAAAUUUACUGUGACUACAAAAUAAACACUGAUAGGACCCCUCUAUACUAUCUAUUCUUUUUGGCGAGACGCAAUACACUUUGGACAAAGAAAUUGGAUAGAUGGAAUACCAUCUUUAUGAAUGAACCUAAUUAUGUAUACAUGUGUAUUUUCUAAGCUAAACUUUUAAGUAGGUAAUGAGCUAUCAUGUAAAUACUUUAAAGGUUGUUUGUUAGUGAUGAUAUUGAUCAAAGUAAAAAUAAAGGGACAUUUAAAUCAUUGAUUUAUUUUCAGUAUAUGUUAACAUUCUAGAAAGUACAUUUGUUUAACAUAAAUCUAGAUGAACACUGUUGUCCUUAAUAUACGAUGCAGCAAUUUAAUAUGUGGCUAUGUUAAUAAAAUAACUAAAAAGAAUACAGUCUAAUUAAUAUGUCAGGGUUGCGUCAUUAACUGAUUUAUGCAUCACAACAUGGUGUAGUGUAGGGUACUGGGGUUAUUCCGAUAGGAAUAUUAUUGCCAUUAGGCGAGUUUAGUUGAGACCACUGUUGAAAUCAUAAUUAUCAUCAAAGACUAUAGUUCGUAUUUUUUUGCAUUAGAAAUAAGGUAAACAAUCUUGAUGUGUCUUUUAAUUGGAAACACAUUUUAAAAAUAACUUACGGCAAAUAUGUAAGAAUUAUGAAUAUAAUACGAUCAUAUACAUUCUUCUGCUUUCAUAAUUGAUAAUUACUGAUUUUUAAUAAGCGUUUUUCAAUUAAAAGACAUGCCAAAAUCGCUUACCUUCUUCCAAGUUCUUUCUAAUGCUAAAAAAAAAACGAACUAUAGUGGUGGUCGUUGAUUCAACGAAGUUAUGGUCAGUUGCACCAAAAGUUAACAGGCUGAUCAAUGCCACGCAGUAGAGAUCUAUGAAAGAAUACUUAGCGAACUUUUUAUUAACGGUGACAUACCGUUUGGUGCAAUCGACUCUUGAUCGCGUCAAGGAACGAAACGUUUCGUGCAACUGCUUUAACUAGUUGAAUUUUAACAUAAAAUAAAAUGUAUGGUUAUGAAACUACACUACGGUACAUACUUUAUAGUUAUACUUUACACAAUUUCAAGGUAAUUACUAAUUAGAAAAGCAUACGAGACGAAAAACUCCAAAUAGCAGUUUGAUCAUUCCGUUGACGGGCUAACCCUAAGACACCUUUUAUUUAUAUUUUAUUUUAGUAAUAAACAUCGCUUCAAAAGUGGCUGAACGAUUUAGCACCUUAUCAUUUUGUUAAUUUAAUUUGUAACUAGAUACGCAACUCUGACUCAACGUAAAAAUAUAAGUAAAGAUAAAAUAUAACUACCUGUUUUAACAAGUUAUCUGUGCUUAGUGUUACACCAAAGAUUUACAUAACAUAUAUUAAUACCUAUGGUUAAACAUAUUGUUCAAUAGCUUAUUUCAUAGAUAGUUGCUGUCUAAAACUGAAAAACUCAUUGGCAACAAUGUUUACAGCUUUCAUAAGUGGCUUAUACUUUGUAAAGGGGCAUUCCAUGAGAAUGUCGCUUACUGUUUGUGCUCUUAUGGCAGCUAUUUCAAUCAAAUGCAGAAAGCUCAUAUGAAUAUACUGUUAAAUUCUCUCAGUUAUUAUCGCUUUCUCAGCAUUUCAAACGUAGGUAUUAGAUGAAUGGCAUUUCGUAUAGCGAAAUUCUUGUGGAGUGCCCGUAACAUGGAUUCUAAAUCGGAAAAUUCUAUGUAAAUCAUACUGGACUUGACACCAAGAAGGAGGCGUAAGCGGGGUAAACAUGACUUUUUGAAAACAAACAGAAAUUUCACUUUUCAGGCCUGUAAAUAUACAUAGACCUAUAAGCUAAAUGGUUUUGUUUGAUAAAAGGAGACUUGAAAUAUAAGUACAUAAUUACUGAUUCUUUUUAUAAAAUUAACAAUCCUUUGUCCUUAUUUUUUUUUAUAAAACCGUAUUUGGAUACUUAUACCUAAAAGGACUCUUUAUAAUACAUAGGUACAGUCAAUCUUACAAUAUUGUACAUUUUUUUUAAAUCAAAUGUUUUGGGACCAAACGAAUAUGAUAUUCACCAUAGACAUUAGGCUUAUUAAUUUAAAUUGAUUAAUAUUCGUUAAUCAUAUGCUUUAACGCUUAAGUAUAAUAUAUAGUGAUUAUUAUUAACUAUCUAAAAUAUGUUAUAUACACAUAUUAUAAUAAGCAAUAUAUUAAUGUUUGAAUAAACAAUUUACUUUAAAA
Molecule: messenger RNA, 4642 nt
Organism: Cydia fagiglandana
Lineage: Eukaryota; Metazoa; Arthropoda; Insecta; Lepidoptera; Tortricidae
Gene: RabGGTa
Product: geranylgeranyl transferase type-2 subunit alpha
Exons: 10
Coding region: 222-1817 (531 amino acids)
Biological process (GO): protein geranylgeranylation
Cellular component (GO): Rab-protein geranylgeranyltransferase complex; cytoplasm
Molecular function (GO): Rab geranylgeranyltransferase activity
Source: RefSeq, a predicted model, not a curated record